GAAAUACCGGGUCUGACAGACAUUAACGUUCCGCGUCGUCUAGGACCCAAAAGAGCAAGCAAGAUUCACAAGCUCUUUAAUUUAACUAAAAAGGACGACGUACGACAGUUUGUCGUAAAACGUCCAGUCCAAAAAGAGGGNAAAAAGGAGCGUCUAAAGGCUCCAAAAAUCCAACGCCUUAUAACUCCCAUUGUUCUUCAGAGAAAACGUCACAGAUUGGCACUGAAGAAAAAGCGUUGCUUGGCUCGCAAGGAACAAGCCGCGGAGUACGCGAAAUUGUUGGCGCAAAGACAAAAGGAGGCGAAGAACAGACGACAGGAGGAACUCAAACGUAGGCGCAGCGCCUCCAUGAGGGACUCCAAGUCGGCACUCACAUAACAGUAACUCCAUAGAGCUUAUACUCAUGGAGAGGCCUUGCGACCGUAAGGAGGAUCGACAAAGAGAGAUAUAUUUUUCUGUUUCAACUGUGGCCACUUCUUAUAGAAGAGAAUAACAGAGAACACGGAAUGGGGGGAGCCACAGUUGAGACAAAAUAUAUCGAAAUAUAUCUCUCUUUGUCGAUUCUCCCGGCGGAGCCCUCUCUAUGGUUAGCAUAUAGGCAGGGCCUCUCCAUGAGUAUAAGCUCUAUGAGUAAAUCUGAUAAUUCUGCAAAAAUUCAUAAUAUACAUAAUAAAAAAAUAAAAAAAAUAAAAUAAAA
Messenger RNA from Pseudomyrmex gracilis, 697 nucleotides. Its product is annotated as 40S ribosomal protein S6-like. Gene Ontology annotation, biological process: translation. The transcript is spliced from 2 exons. The annotation marks the transcript as partial. Gene Ontology annotation, molecular function: structural constituent of ribosome. Gene Ontology annotation, cellular component: ribosome. Lineage: Eukaryota; Metazoa; Arthropoda; Insecta; Hymenoptera; Formicidae. The record is from RefSeq and is a predicted model, not a curated record.